This is a messenger RNA of Pseudovirgaria hyperparasitica, 1155 nucleotides long. RefSeq names its product ubiquinol-cytochrome c r. Gene Ontology annotation, molecular function: 2 iron, 2 sulfur cluster binding; quinol-cytochrome-c reductase activity. Lineage: Eukaryota; Fungi; Ascomycota; Dothideomycetes; Acrospermales; Acrospermaceae. The record is from RefSeq and is a predicted model, not a curated record. The transcript has 4 exons. The coding region runs from base 53 to 754 and encodes 233 amino acids. Gene Ontology annotation, biological process: mitochondrial electron transport, ubiquinol to cytochrome c. Gene Ontology annotation, cellular component: membrane.
ACAUCACCAUUGCCGUCGACCUCACCACUCCUCCAUUGCCAUCGCUGUCAUCAUGCGGAACCUUGCAUUCAAGGCCGGUACACUCGCCCGUGUGUGCUCACGGCAGCAAUUGCCCUCUGUACAUGCCUCGGGCGCUGCCGUCCAGCAAAUCCAGCAGAAGAAAAACGCUUCCUCCUUCGACAACCCCUUCCGUGAGACUCAGACCACAAAGAUACCUAGCUUCGACAAAUAUAGAAACAGUGGAGGAGAGUCGAGCGCGAAGGUCUUUCAGUAUUUCAUGGUGGGAACGAUGGGCGCUGUGACUGCGCUGGGCGCAAAGAACACCGUGCAAGACUUCCUCGUCAACAUGUCCGCAUCAGCAGACGUUUUGGCCAUGGCGAAGGUCGAGCUCGACCUUUCCGCAAUUCCCGAGGGCAAGAAUGUCAUUAUUAAGUGGCGUGGCAAGCCUAUCUUUGUUCGCCACCGUACCGAGGAUGAAAUAAAGGAAGCCGACGAGACAAAGUGGGAAAGUCUGAGAGACCCCCAGCCCGAUUCAGACCGAGUCAAGAAGCCAGAAUGGUUAAUUAUGUUGGGUGUAUGCACUCACUUGGGUUGUGUGCCCAUUGGUGAGGCUGGGGACUUUGGUGGAUGGUUUUGUCCUUGCCACGGUUCGCAUUACGAUAUAUCCGGCCGUAUACGAAAAGGACCUGCUCCUCUCAAUCUCGAAAUCCCUGAAUAUGACUUCCCCGAGGAGGGGACUGUUGUCAUUGGUUAAGAACACAAUUGUAGAUACGGGGUGUACUUAUAGCAACAGAGGAAGAGCGUCUCAUUUGUGCUACUUGAUUCACUGAGGCAUAGAGGUGUUGCGAAAUACAUUUACAAUUUUUGUCAAACGGCCCUGCCGUUGGUUGUUGGGAUAUCAUGAGAUAGACUGUUCGAGACGACAUGAAAGUGACCGGCAGGCACCAUUCCAGCAAUCGCGCAAAUCAGUGCUACACCAGCUAUGUAAAGACUUCACUAACAUACUACCUCUGAUCAACUGACUAGUGGUGUGCUUUCUUCCUCACGGGUCUUGCCGAGUAAAAUUUCGGAUUCAACAAUUGAAACACGACCCGUCAUGACAAUCAAUAGUACAAAGAUUUUAGAUGCAAUGCUUACAAUGUUAGCCGGGCUCUC